This is a messenger RNA of Rubroshorea leprosula, 1202 nucleotides long. NCBI's taxonomy places the organism in Eukaryota, Viridiplantae, Streptophyta, Magnoliopsida, Malvales, Dipterocarpaceae. The record is from the annotation of a GenBank genome assembly.
CGAGGAAAGAAACAGUCCGCCAUUGCACUUGUUGUCUCCCUGAGAAGAAGAAAAUGAGCAGUGGUAAGAUCGUCUGCGUCACCGGCGCCUCCGGUUACAUUGCGUCAUGGCUCGUCAAGCUCCUCCUCCUCCGCGGUUACACCGUCAAGGCUUCUGUUCGUGAUCCAAAUAACCCCAAGAAAACGCAGCACUUGCUUGCUCUUGAAGGAGCUGAGGAGAGGCUUCAGCUGUUUAAAGCAGACCUCUUGGAAGAAGGUUCCUUUGAUUCUGUUGUGGAUGGGUGUGAAGCUGUUUUUCACACUGCCUCUCCAUUUUAUUAUGAUGUCACUGACCCUCAGAUUGAAUUGAUUGAUCCUGCCGUGAAGGGAACACUGAAUGUUCUCAACUCAUGUACAAAAUCCCCUUCUGUCAAACGAGUGGUCUUAACAUCUUCUAUAGCUGCAGUUGCAUAUAAUGGAAAACCUCGAACUCCUGAUGUGGUGGUUGAUGAGACUUGGUUUUCAAAUACAGAUUUUUGUAGGGAAUCAAAGCUGUGGUAUGUGCUAUCAAAAACCUUGGCUGAGGAAUCUGCUUGGAACUUUGCAAAAGAGAAUGGUAUUGACAUGGUUUCUAUAAACCCGGCAAUGGUCAUUGGUCCUCUUUUGCAACCAACACUUAAUACAAGUGCUGCAGCAGUUUUGAGCUUAAUCAAAGGUGCGCAUACUUUUCCAAAUGCAUCGUUUGGAUGGAUUAAUGUUAAAGAUGUUGCAAAUGCACAUAUUCAAGCAUUUGAAAUUCCAUCUGCAAGUGGAAGAUAUUGUUUGGUUGAGAGAGUUGCUCACUAUUCAGAAGUUGCUAAGAUUUUACAUGACCUCUAUCCUAGUUUCAAGCUUCCAGAAAAAUGUGCAGACGACAAGCCUUAUGUACCAACAUUUCAAGUGUCCAAGGAGAAGGCAAGCAGUUUGGGGAUUGAGUUCAUCCCCUUGGAGGUGAGCCUAGCGGAAACAGUUGAAAGCCUGAAGGAGAAGGAAUUCAUUGAUUUCUGAGUCAUCUUAGCUCCUUGCAGAUCCUAAAAUGAAUAAAUGUUGAAUAAAAGGUUGUGUUCCUGGAGGUUUCUUUGUUUGCUGUUAUUGACUUUGAAGUUUUAUAGCUCUUUUAUGUAUCCUUCCACAGAAGAAUGGAAUUUUAGUUCCUUGUUGGCUUCACUGGGGAUCAUCAAAUUU